Messenger RNA from Ochotona curzoniae (black-lipped pika), 1284 nucleotides. Its product is annotated as kinesin-like protein KIF18A. The record is from RefSeq and is a predicted model, not a curated record. The transcript is spliced from 4 exons. The coding region runs from base 116 to 712 and encodes 198 amino acids. NCBI's taxonomy places the organism in Eukaryota, Metazoa, Chordata, Mammalia, Lagomorpha, Ochotonidae.
AUCUUCAAGUGAUUCUAGCCUGCUUAAAAUUGUGCCACAAAAAAGAACUCGUAGAAGACUAAUAUCUUCUCCCACAGAAGUGAAACAUACUGAAAAGAUUACGCUGUCUGAAAGUAUGCAUCUCAAUGACUCUCUCAGCCAAGAACUUCAGCCCAUUGUAUAUACUCCAGAAGACUCUAGAAAACCUUUACAAAAUCCAUCUCCAGUAGCUUCACAUACUAUGGAUUUUCAGGACAUGAGCUCAAAUGGAAACAGUGGUAAUUCUCUAAAAGUGCUAUCUGAAGUAGAUACCACUCUUAAUAGAGGAGGGGAAUGUGAGGAGAUUUUGGACUCUACAUUUACCAUAGAUGAAGACACCAGGAACUCGAGGAGUAAAUUACCUGAACAAGAAUCUCGACCAAACAACAGAAAAAAUGCUUUACAAAGACUCAACCCCUCCUUCUCAACUAAGCAUUCUUUGCCUGUACCAAGCAUGGUGCCAUCCUACAUGGCAAUGACUGCUGCUGCCAAAAGGAAACGGAAAUUAACAAGCAUCACAUCAGCCACUGAGGAAAAUCAUGGAUUUGCAAAACGUGUUCGACCAGAUAAUUCAAGCGAUAAACAUUUACAAGAAAACAGACCAACAAUGGAAUAUAAAAGAAACAUCCAUAAAGUAAAUCCAAGGAUCGUUAGAAAAUUUGGAAGAAACAUUUCACAAGGAAAUCUAAGAUGAGUCACUUCAAUGUCAGGAAAAAUAAAAUUGAUCAAAUUUGCUUCUAAAAAUUUGCUUUGUCAGUAUCCUUUCAGAAAGGUAUUUAAGAUCUUUGAAAGAAAACUAUUUUAAAAAAUACCUUCAGCAAGCAGAAGAAUGAAACUUUUUUUUCUCCUUGUAUAUGUAAGUAAAUAGAACAUUUCAACAGACAAGGUUAUAGUUUCAGCUUCUAACUUACUUGUUACCUUUUUAAGUCCCUAAUUCACUGGUAGCAGCUUAGUGUUACUAUACUUGAAUAAAUUGAUUAGAAUAUUUUACAAAAUAGUAGCUAAAAUUGUCCUCAUUAUUUUUUGCAAAUAAGAACUUAGAGGUAAUACAAUAACAUCCCCGGUAUGUUUGGUAUUCUGUUAUGGUUUUAUACAUUUUUUGAAUUCUACAUGUUGUUUUUUUCUUUUUUAAAAUACUUUUAUGUACAAAUGUAGAUAUAUAUGUGCCCCCAAAAUUGUAAAUAGUAUUUAAGUAGUUGUCAUCAAUAAAAUACUGGUAUUGUUCCUUGAUACUUGACAUAUUAAAGAUACAGAUUUUUAAAGUGA